CGGUGGAGAGGAGGCGGGCCGAGGAAGCGGAGGCCAAAGCGGGGAGGGCUCCCUCUCUCCUUCCUUUCUCUCUCCGAGCUUCAGCAUGCCACCCAAGGAUAGCAAGCAGAAGAAGGAUUCGGGCAAGUCCAAAAAGGACAAGGACCCAGUCAACAAGUCUGGAGGCAAGGCUAAGAAGAAGAAGUGGUCCAAAGGAAAGGUGAGGGACAAGCUCAACAACCUGAUCCUCUUCGACAAGGCCACAUACGACAAGCUGUACAAAGAAGUCCCUAACUACAAGCUCAUCACACCUGCUGUUGUGUCUGAGAGGCUGAAGAUCAGAGGUUCUCUUGCCAGGGCUGCCCUUCAUGAACUGCUAGGCAAAGGUCUGAUCAAGCUGGUGUCGAAGCACAGGGCUCAGCUGAUCUACACACGUAACACCAAGGGUACAGAUGAGGCUGCCCCUGAAAAAGAAGCAUAAUGAGGUUCCUCCGUGGGAUGUUAUGGUCUUUUGUAUAGUUAAAUAAACCAACAACAACAACAACAAA
Molecule: messenger RNA, 527 nt
Organism: Astyanax mexicanus (Mexican tetra)
Lineage: Eukaryota; Metazoa; Chordata; Actinopteri; Characiformes; Acestrorhamphidae
Gene: rps25
Product: ribosomal protein S25
Exons: 5
Coding region: 86-460 (124 amino acids)
Cellular component (GO): cytosolic small ribosomal subunit
Molecular function (GO): structural constituent of ribosome
Source: RefSeq, a predicted model, not a curated record